Molecule: messenger RNA, 5201 nt
Organism: Triplophysa rosa
Lineage: Eukaryota; Metazoa; Chordata; Actinopteri; Cypriniformes; Nemacheilidae
Gene: topbp1
Product: DNA topoisomerase II binding protein 1
Exons: 28
Coding region: 203-4759 (1518 amino acids)
Biological process (GO): mitotic G2 DNA damage checkpoint signaling; mitotic DNA replication checkpoint signaling; DNA replication initiation
Source: RefSeq, a predicted model, not a curated record
GAAGUGAAGCGGAAGUUGUUUUCAGAGCUGAUGGCGCGAAUGACUGGAAUACAACAAACUUAUAUGUUUUUUGGUGAAUAAAAUACAGACGGAGCAGUUAAGGCAUUAGAAUUAGGUAAAUGUAAGAAAGUAUUUUUUAACCAUUCCUCAGUUUACGAUCAAUUGGAUCUCAUUCUGUCGCGAGUACUGAUUGUCAGUCAGCAUGUCAAAAGAAAACAAGGAUGCAUACAUUGUGAAAUUUGUUGAACAAAAUGGACAGAAGAGUGAUCUGGCUCUACAGGCCUAUAAGGCAAUCGUAGAACUGCAGUCAGAAAAAUAUGUGCAGACAUUGGAUGAGAAAACAACACUAGAGCUCGACCACAAUGACAAGUCCCUGUUUGUCUUUAGUGACUUCACCAGUAAUGCCUUUGAGCACUGCAGGAAGCUGGGAUGCAGGAUAGUGAGCCCGCUGGUAGUGUUGUUCUGUCUGCAGAAACAGAGAUGUGUGCCUAAAGCAGAACAGCCUGUCUAUAGCAUGGCCAUGGCUGAUGUCACCAUCUCCUGCACCAACCUCGACAAGGAGGCACGGAGUGAAGUGAUGGAUCUUGUUCAGCUGAUGGGUGGCCGGGUCUACCGUGAUCUUAACGUGUCUGUUACCCACCUAGUGGCGGGUGAGGUAGGGAGUAAGAAAUAUUUUGUAGCCGCAAGCCUUGGAAAACCCAUCCUACUGCCCAGCUGGGUGAAAGCAUGCUGGGAAAAAUCUCAAGAUAGUGUGUUCCAUCACUCUGAGCUGAAUAUAGAAGAUUAUCAGUGUCCGGUCCUGAAGGGCUGUACGGUGUGUGUGACGGGUCUCUCUACUGUCGAGCGUAAAGAAGUUCAGAGGUUGUGUGAACAGCACGGAGGCAGUUACACGGGGCAGCUCAAGAUGAACGAGUGCACUCACCUCAUUGUCAGCGAACCCACAGGUCAGAAGUAUGAAUUUGCCCGUAAGUGGAAUGUAUACUGCAUAUCCCUGCACUGGCUGUUUGACAGCAUAGAGAAAGGCUUCUGUCAGGAUGAGAGCAGAUAUACUGUGGAGCGCGGGGAUAAACCGGGCCGACCCAACACCUCCACACCUACAGGACCCACCAGGAACAAAGAGGAGGGUCCCUCACUUUUGGGACUGAGCCAUAUCUCCAAUAUCAGCAUGAAUGUCAAUGAAACGGCCCUCACUACGGUGGGAAUGAGCCACAUAGAGGCUCCCGAUCCAAUCGAUUCAUUCAACAUAACUGUCUGUCGAGUUGAUGACCUGUUGGAUGGCUGCAAGCUAUAUUUGUGUGGGCUGUCAGGAAAGAAACUGGAGAAAUUACGGCGGAUGGUGAACUCUGCCGGAGGCCUGCGCUUCAACCAGCCUAGCCAGGACCUCACACACAUAGUGAUGGGGGAACCAGAUCAGGGGGUCAAGGUCUUCUUAGAGAAAGCCACUCACAGGCCCCAUAUAGUCACGGUGCAGUGGCUGCUGGAGAGUUUUUCCCAUGGUACUUUGCUUCCAGAAGAUGCCUACUUUCAUCAGUCUUUCCUGCCGCCUGCCCCAGCGGCUGUUGAUAUGCCAUCCCCCCGCGGUUCUGCCUCACGCACCUCCAGACCCUCUGUAGCUCCUCCUCCUGCCCCCAGUCCGGCCCGACAGGCCCGAGCUGAGGAAGACUUACUCUCACAGUACUUGGAAAAUGACCAGACUGUGGUGGAUUUACCUCAGGCCACUUAUACCACCAGCAACAGGCAGAGCGUUCUGCUUCCAGAUCCUCCAGCUGCCGGACAGGACUCCACUAUGCGUGAAGCCUCAGAGGGCAGCCUCUUCAGAGGCAAACGGUUCCUCCUGAUUGGUUUUGGAGCUGAGACAGAAGCCCAGCUCUCAGAGCUCAUCAUGGAAAACUCUGGGAAGAUUUUGGUUGGCCGCUCCAGAGCAGUGGCGCACUAUGCCAUCGUGCCGCUGCUGGGCUGCGACGUGGAGGCCACGGUGGAUGAAGUCGAGACGGAUACCUGGCUGGCCAUGUGUGUAGAGCAGCAGAGUGUGUUGCCGCUAGCGUCUCACCCUCUGUUUACUCCGUUGACUAUAAGAGAGGGGUUCUCUCCUCUCAAAGACUGUGUGCUGUCUGUCAGUCAAUUCACUGGAGCAGAGAGAGAGUCUCUCAUUCAGCUAGCCAAACACUUGGGAGCCAGUGUUCAGGAUUAUUUUGUACGAACUGCUAACCAGAGGAAGGGAAUGCUGGCCAGCACUCAUUUGGUACUACAGACACCCGAGGGCACAAAGUAUCAGGCCGCCCAGAAAUGGAGUCUGCCUGCGGUUACGAUUCGCUGGGUUUUAGAGUCCGCAAGAACAGGAAAGCGUGCUGAUGAGGGACGAUACCUGGUUGACAUGCCACCUUCUCCUGAGAGAACAGAGGACAGUUUCGUUGGAGCAUCUCAAAGAGACCCAGCACUUCUGCGUGUCCAGCAGCGCUCCCCAGAGCUCCCUCUCCUGGGCCCACAGAGCAGCACAGCCAUCACCCCUCUAGACACGGCACAAUUUCAGAGCCGCGCCGUCCGGUCAGCAGUCAGAAAAAUGAAGCAGGGGGAAGAGCAGCAGGCAGAGGUGGCGACGCCAGGACAGGAGGACUCCAGAGGAGCAGGUCUUCAGAAAGACUCCUCACUCCAUUUAGACACUCCCUCACGAUUCCUUAGCAGAGACCGGCUCUUCGGACCUUCAUUUAACACGAAGGAUGUGUUUGAUCAUUUAAAGACUCCUGGUAAUAAACCUCAAGAUGGUCAGAAAGCAGAGACUCCUCUUUCUGAGGUCAUCGAAAGAAACCUGAAAGCUGCUGUUGCCAAUAGCAACCGCAGUCAUGUGACAAAUCUUGCAGCCAUGACUGCCAGUCCUCAAUUGGGAAUAGAGCCUAUGUGUGAGCUGGAGCAGAAGACUGUAGCUCCUCUCACUGGAGUGGUGGUGUGUGUGAGUAAGAAAAUAAGCAAGAAACAAGGUGAACUCAAUGCAGUGGCUGCUUCUCUGGGAGCAGACUUCAGGUGGUCAUGUGAUGACUCGGUCACUCAUUACAUCUACCAGGGUAAAGUGGCAGACAACACCAAAGAAUACAGAGCUGUUAAAGAGAGGGGAAUACACAUAGUGUCUCAACACUGGCUACAGGCUUGUGCAGAUGAGCAGAAGCAUGUGUCUGAGUCGCUUUACCCUUUCACCUUCAACCCUAAAAUGAGCCUAACCAUGAGUCAGAUGGCAGACUGCACCCAGAGGUCACCGCCUCCUUUCACUCCCCGCACCAGACUCAGAACAUUUACAGAAGAUGAAGAGACCAGGUUUGGUCCAGAUGACAUCACAGACAUCACCACCCCGAAGCGAAUCAGUGUGGGGGAGCCUGAGAAAGAGCCACAGCCCACAAGCACAGACAGACGAGAUCUCACAGAAACACUAGAGAUGAGGGAGAAUCUUCAGAGGCAGCUUCAGGAAAUCAUGUCUGCGACUAAGCUGACCAACGGUCGCCGAGGCUCCACAAGAUUGACACGAGCUGGCUCAGGGGGGCUGGACUCACCCAACACCCCCGACAGCCUGGGACGAAUGGGCCGACGCAGCCGCAAUCUGGAGGCUUUACGAAUGUCCCGUCAGGUGGCUGUGGACCUGAACACCGAACCUUCUCAGAGCGAACAGAUCGUUUGGGACGACCCGACAGCACGAGAGGAGCGAGCCCGAUUAGCUGAUAACCUGCAGUGGCCCGGCAGCCCCUCUCAGCACUCUGAGCCCCUCGCUCUCAUCCCACCACCCCCUGUCCAGACCAGUGACGCCCGAGACUCCAUGACUGACUCUGAACUGGUAGAAAUGGCUGCAUUUGAAGUCAUAGAUGCGCAACUGCGACCUAAGGUGACCCCACCCCGAGGCAACAUGACCCAAAACCCUAAAACACCCGAAGCCCCUAGUAUUGCUUUCCCCAUUUCUAAACCUGCACUCCCUCCUCAGAUUGAGCUGGAAGAGGAUAGUGAAGAGGCGGUCAAAGAAGUGCCACCACGUUUUCUUCUUUCUUCACUGAAUCCACAGGAACGUAUCGACUACAGCCAUCUUAUUGAAGAGCUCGGUGGUGUUGUGCUGGAAAAGCAGAGUUUCGACCCCAGCUGCACUCAUGUGAUCGUGGGUUAUCCUCUGAGGAAUGAGAAGUAUCUGGCGGCCAUGGCAGCUGGUAAAUGGAUCCUCCACCGCUCGUACCUGGAGGCCUGCCGCUCAGAGGGUCACUUCAUACAGGAGGAGCAGUAUGAGUGGGGAAGCAGCUCUAUACUGGAUGCACUCUCAUCCAUCAACUCUCAACAGAAGAGACUGGCACUGGCAGCUAUGCGAUGGAGAAAAACACUGCAAGGCUGCACCAACAAGGAGGGAGCAUUUGGGGGCUGGACUGUGAUGCUGAAUAUAGACCAGGCCAGAGAGGCUGGAUUCAGACGUCUGCUGCAGUCGGGAGGGGCUAAGGUUUUACCCGACCCUUCCCCUUCUCUGUAUAAAGAAACCACUCACCUGUUUGUAGAUUUUAGUCGGUUAAAGCCGGGUGAUGUCAGAGUGGAUGUGAGCGAGGCUGCGGUUUAUGGGGUCAAAUGUCUUAAACCGGAGUACAUCGCUGAUUAUCUCAUGCAGGAGCCGUCACCACCAAUAGAAGCUUAUUACCUUUCCGCUGUAGCCUCAGAAGAUUCAGAGAAGGUUCACAACACAUCUUCACGCAAACGUAAAGGAUCUGAAGAAAUAUCUACGUUAAAGAAGAGUCGUGUUCGAUGAAACAUGUUCAUUCCAAGCUCUUAAUAUAACAGUUUAUUUAAGUGCAUUGUAUUCAAUUUUGUAGAUAAAUUGUCAAUAAAAAUUCAAUUCGUUAUCUACCACCCACAUGGACUAAAUUUAGAAAAGAAAACAAUAGUUGCAGUUGCAUCAGAAAUGAGAUUUACGCCAAUGUAGAUUUGCAGAUUUUGCAUGUCUUUUAUGAGACAAACGUACAUCUCGGGAUGCUGUGCUGUGCUGUACUAUCAGGUUCAGUCCUGCAGAGGGAGCGUUCUUUACAACUGAUAGCAAUGUGAGUCAUAACAAAACUAAAGAAGCUGAUUAAUAAAUAACAUGUUUCAGAUACACUCUCAAACAUAAGAUAAUGUCUAGUUUUCUCAGACCUAGACAGAAAUAUUUAUAAAAAAUGAUGUGACAGUAAGUUACAAAUGGGCAAUAAAGAAAU